This is a messenger RNA of Rhipicephalus sanguineus (brown dog tick), 1754 nucleotides long. Its product is annotated as arylsulfatase B-like. The record is from RefSeq and is a predicted model, not a curated record. The coding region runs from base 1 to 1656 and encodes 551 amino acids. The transcript has 9 exons. Lineage: Eukaryota; Metazoa; Arthropoda; Arachnida; Ixodida; Ixodidae.
AUGGAGGAGUCCGAGAAGGCAGCGCAUAUAUUCAAAGACAUAGCAGAUGAUGCCUUCAAUCUCCUAAUCUGCAAGGACUGUGACACGGUAGAUCCCAUCAUCCGGGAGUGCCAGCCUUUUGAGGGCGUCAAAAGCCACGGCUGGGCCGACGUCAGCUUUCACGGCUCUUCCCAGAUUCCGACGCCUAACCUGGACGCCCUGGCUGCAGACGGUGUCAUACUGAACAACUACUACGUAACGCCGUACUGCACGCCAUCGAGGGCCGCCUUAAUGACCGGACUUCACCCAAUACGCACAGGCAUGCAGGGCGUGCCUAUCGGUGUAUCUGAGCCAUGGGGGCUGCCGACGGACGUGCGUAUUCUGCCUCAGUAUUUGAAAGAGUUCGACUACGAGACACACCUGGUUGGAAAGUGGCACCUGGGAUCAUACAAGGAGAGUGUUACGCCAACCUGCCGGGGCUUCGACAGCUUUUAUGGCAUCUACCAGGGAUUAGGAGACUAUUAUUCGCACACCAUCAACUAUCAAAACCAUACAGGUCUCGACUUCUGGUUGAACAAGAAACCCGCGUGGUCAGACAUUGGGACUUACGCCACUUCGCUGUAUACGGAGAGGGCGCAGUUCAUCAUCAAAAACAGGACAAAGUCUAAGCCAUUGCUGCUUGUGGUGUCUCACCAGGCUGCACACUCGGCACUAGACACAGAUAUGCUGCAAGCACCACAGGAAAACAUCGCCAAGUUUCCGUACAUAGAAGAGAAGAACCGAACGAUAUACGCCGGCAUGGUGGACGCAUUGGAUCAGUCAGUCGGCCAAGUUGUCCAGGCAUUAAGCGACGCAGGAAUGCUGGAGAACACUGUAAUCGCCUUCAGUAGCGACAACGGCGGUGCUAUUUGGGGUAGCGAACGCUCUCGCGGUUUCAAUUGGCCGUUGCGGGGAGCAAAAGGCACAGUCUGGGAAGGUGGCACCAGGGUGGCCGCUUUCGUCUGGAGUCCCCUGCUUGCUCGGAGACGACGUGUGUACAACGAAUUAAUGCACAUCACCGACUGGUUGGCCACCUUCUACUCGCUUGCAGGAGGCGACGCUGCGAAGAUGGCGGAACUGGACGGAUUUGACAUGUGGCGGCCUUUGUCCUACGGCCUGCCUUCGCCUCGCGUUGAGUUGCUCUACAACUACGACUAUGCGUUCACCCACUCCGCGGCCCUGCGGAACUCUCGGUACAAAUUGGUGCUGGACGGCAACGGUGCAUUCGCCGAUCGCUACAACAUACCGGGAGGAACCCGUCCGUGCCACGAUCUUGACUCGUUGGUCGCCCAGUCGACCGUAGCCAGCGUUCUCAGGCACUUUUACAAAACGAAGAGUCUGAAUUUUCCCAAAGGUUGGAGACAAAAGGCGACCCUUACAUGUGGCAAUGUAGCAACCGCAAACUUUUCGUCUGACACAUCUGUAUACCUCUUCGAUGUCGUGGCGGAUCCUUGUGAGCUGAAUAACUUGGCCAGCAGGCUUCCAAACGUGGUGGCAUCGCUCAAGAAGCAUUUACACGAGUUUGGUGCAGCAGCCUUGCCUGUACGGAAUAUUAGGGCCAUUGAUCCUAAGAGCUUUCCUGAAAACCAUGGAGGAACUUGGGCGCCCUGGGUGCCAUCAGCGUGUCCGGAAUCGUGAAGACGCUGGAUCUUAUAAACGAAUGCUAAAUUACCAGCUGACGUUCGGACUAGCCUCAGUGCGGUGGGUGCUGCCUGAGGUAACACAUUAACUCCACU